AUGGGGAUGCAUCACGCAAUCUAUGGUGAACGGUCACUCAUAUUACUGCUAGAACAAGUGGCAAAGGUAUAUUCUGGUAAACCAAUUGAGUCUCGGCCAGCAGUUACACCAUUUAUCGAGUAUCUGAUUAGACUAGAUCCGGCCUCUGGGAGUAGGCUCUUGGCAAAACAUCUGCGAGAUGCAUUGAAUCUGUUCUCGAACAAAGUGUCUGAUUACAGACUGAACCAUGCCAAGGGAUCACCCUGCAACAGGCCCAUUGAUCAGUGUGCGGGACCAAGUAUCACUACCAUGCCAUUCAGAGUUAAGGUCUGCCCGCAGAGGUGUGCUCAGGAUGCCCUUUCGGACAUCCAACAUCUCUCUGCCGAUUGGGUGGCGCAUGGGCAUUACGGUUUUCCAAAUCUGAAGAAUCUGAGUCCCGAGUAUAGUGCUGCGUACCAACUUCAUAAUCUACUUAGGAAUGGGUAUCCGCCUGUUGUGGAGUGCUUCUUGGACACAGCCGCAGUGAACUUUAAGGCCAAUUUCGACUCUGGUGCCCUACAUUGUCACCAGGUAACAAAGAUUCUCAGCCAAUUCGCACAUAUUCUGUCGUGUAUCCUUGUACCGCCACAUUGUGCACUUGAGGAAAUAUAUACAAUGGGGCCUGAGGAUACUACCUGCUUGAAGAACUGGAAUCAAAUACGGUCAGAACCUGGUGAGGACUGUAUCCACGAUGUUAUUGAGAUACAUGCUACAGCCCUACCCGAUGAGCCUGCUAAUUCUUCCUGGGAUGGCGAUCUCACGUACGAGCAGCUGAGCAGCCUAUCGUCUAAAUUGGCAGAGCUGUUGGUAGAACAAUCUUUUGGCCCAGAGGUAGUGGUUCCUAUAUAUACAGAGAGGUCUAGGUGGACCGCUGUUGCCAUGUUAGCGGUUCUCAAAGCUGGCGGCGCUUUUCUCCUGCUCGAUCCAGCCCAUUCUAACAGUAGGAUUGAAGCAAUAUAUCGAACUGUUGAGGCUCCUCUAAUCGCCUCGGUGAAACCAUGCAAUGCCGCCUAUAUGGUGUUCACAUCUGGCUCAACAGGCACACCGAAAGGAGUCGUGAUUGAACACAGCUUGUUUGCAACCAAUGCAUUAACGCGCUCUCGGAGCCAAGUCCUGCCCGCCAAGGCCCGCGUGCUUCAACGUGCCUCACCUGCGUUCGAUGCCAGUAUCGCGGAAAUACUCUUCACCUUGGUAGCUGGUGGAUGCGUAUGUGUCCCGCGUGAGGUGGAUCGACACACCAAUAUAGUUGAGUAUGUCCGGCACUUUGCGGUCAACGUCUUGUACCUUACGCCGUCUGUCGCCCGUGGUCUAAAGCUCGAUCAACUCCCCUAUUUAAAAGCUCUAAUUCUCGUCGGUGAGCCCAUGAAUGAAGUAGACAUAGCAACCUGGGCAGGGCAUGUGGAUUUGGUGAAUGCAUACGGCCUAUCAGAAUGUUCCAUCGAGACCUCCUUUCUGCAGCCGGUGCCAAUCUCCACAGACCACCGCAAUAUAGGCAUUGCACCCUGUGCGUCCUGCUGGACAGUAGACCCCGAGAAUCAUAACACUCUCCUCCCAAUCGUAGCUGUGUGUGAGCUUCUCGUGGAAGGACCCAUUGUCGGUCGCGGGUAUAUCCGAGGAGGGCAGCCGCAUGGCAUAUACAAGACGGAUGACCUCGUACAGUACGCCCCCCAACUUAACGGGUUCUUGUUGUAUCACGGGCGGACGGAUACACAAGUUAAACUUCGCGGACAGCGCAUCCAACUGGGCGAGGUGGAGCACUGCAUCUAUCGCUGCGCGGGGAACACGCUCAAGACUGCAAUUGUUGAACUGGUGACGGUUGAUGACAAGCCAUCUGCUCUGGUUGCUUUUCUUUUGACAGCCGAGGACGGCACGACGGGUGUACCCAAUUCUGGCGACAUUCUUCGCAGUUCAACACCGCAGUUCCGGCCACUUGUUCAAGACGUUCGACGCUCGCUAGAGAACCAAGUUUCAUCGUAUAUGACCCCCGCAAGGUUUCUGCCUCUGUCCUAUGUACCCAAGUCCUUGACUGGCAAGACGGACAGAAAGUACCUUCGUGAGACAGCAGGGCGCCUUCCUCUGACGCCGACAGACGAAGUCACCGGGAUAAUAGUCCAACGGGCACCUGUCUCUGAGCCCGAGCGUAUUCUGCAGGAAGUGGUUGGCGACGUGCUUCAACUUAACAUGAACGCUGUUGGCCUGGAUAGCAACCUUUUCCAUCUUGGUGGAAACUCGCUAGCAGCGAUCAAGCUAAUAUCACGCCUCAGACGCCUUGGGUGGCAUAACCUACGCAGAACUGACUUUCAUCAGCACCCAGUGUUAUCCCACUUAGCCUUGAAACUAGGCGAAUCGGCCCAACUUCAAACACCUCCUGAAGGUGAGAGUGCAUCGAGUACUAGGGUAUCCUGGGAGCCUCUUGAGUCCUUCCGUGCCAUGAGAGAAUUCCUGGGCCAUGAUCGAUAG
This is a messenger RNA of Aspergillus oryzae RIB40, 2478 nucleotides long. RefSeq lists its product as uncharacterized. Gene Ontology annotation, biological process: amino acid activation for nonribosomal peptide biosynthetic process; secondary metabolite biosynthetic process. Gene Ontology annotation, molecular function: phosphopantetheine binding. The record is from RefSeq and is a predicted model, not a curated record. Gene Ontology annotation, cellular component: cytoplasm. NCBI's taxonomy places the organism in Eukaryota, Fungi, Ascomycota, Eurotiomycetes, Eurotiales, Aspergillaceae. The transcript has 6 exons. The coding region runs from base 1 to 2478 and encodes 825 amino acids.